Molecule: messenger RNA, 1185 nt
Organism: Postia placenta MAD-698-R-SB12
Lineage: Eukaryota; Fungi; Basidiomycota; Agaricomycetes; Polyporales; Adustoporiaceae
Exons: 3
Coding region: 1-1185 (394 amino acids)
Source: RefSeq, a predicted model, not a curated record
AUGUCCAACAACCACAUCGAGCGCACCGCGCGCGAACCCUCGCACACCAUCCAACGCAACUCAAGGUCCUCGCCACUCAAACUAGCAUCCCCCAGCCGGCCGCCCUCUCGCUCCACACUCCUCUCGCCCUCGCGCCCCAUUCUCCCGCGCCCGCGCACAGGGCGCGCUCUCCGCGUUCCAGGCGCUCCUGCCCGACCUCCGCGCGGGCGCGUUCCUGCGCCAGCUGCUGUUCAGAACGACCGGUGCCCGAUAAAGAAUAAGCGCGUGAAUGUCAUUUCGGACCAGUGCUGUAGUGACGACGAUCAAUGGUGUACGAACAACAACCGAUAUCCCCUUCGUGACUACGCUCAGCACGCCCUCCGCCAGCACGCCCCCCUCAGCAACCGUGCGAUCAUUGCCGGUAGCGUCGUCGGUGUCGCUGCAUUCGUCGUCCUCUCGCUCGCUAUGGCCGUUUGCUAUCGCAGACACCAACAGAAGAAGCCCAUAUUCUUCCGCCGUUCCCGUCCCCCGCCACGCAAUAUGCUUCUCGCCAGUGAGGACAUGGACGAUUACGACCUCGGCCCGCCCAUGUCCUCCUACCGCGAUACCCCCGGGACUGGCUCCGCGCCAUCCCUCGCUUCGCGUGCGACGUCCUACAACGCAGGCUCUCUCCAAGGCGCACCUCUUGUUCCUCCCGCUCCCUUCGCCGACCAGGGCCGUGUUUCGUACUCCCCACACCUCAUGGGUAUGCGUACCUCUGAGUCUGGCUCAAUUUUCCAGGAGGCCGUCUGGCCUCCCCCGCGUUCAGCGCUUGUAGACCCGCUUCUGGCAUCCUCGGAAGACCUCUCGCACAUCGUUGACGACGUUAUGGGUACCGCCAACCCAUCGGGCGGCGACAGCAGUCCAGGCUCCGGUGCCGGCGCCGUGCGCUUUCCCGGGUCAGUCGCUACUGCCGCACAGGCGACGCACGCGCGCGCACCCUCGGAGGACCCGCUCAUGGGCAGCGAGCUCGAGUCGCCCUCGCACUCGACACGAACACCCACGUGGCGCAGUCCGCUCUUUGUGACAAACAUGGGCUGCCAGACCGCGUCCGUACGCACGGCAGCCAGCCCACCGCCCGGCGCGCGGAGUCGGUUCUCGCAGGGGCAGUCUCGUCCAAGCCACGACGACGAGGGAGGCAUGUACGCCAUGGGUGAGGCACUCUAG